Molecule: messenger RNA, 780 nt
Organism: Coffea eugenioides
Lineage: Eukaryota; Viridiplantae; Streptophyta; Magnoliopsida; Gentianales; Rubiaceae
Product: pentatricopeptide repeat-containing protein At4g16390, chloroplastic-like
Exons: 1
Coding region: 1-780 (259 amino acids)
Cellular component (GO): chloroplast
Molecular function (GO): protein binding
Source: RefSeq, a predicted model, not a curated record
AUGGUGGCCGCCGCCUAUUCGCCGUCUCAUCUCUCUCGCGACCCACACCUCUUCUGUAACUCUCUUUAUCCCACUCACCUCCACCAACUCAGAAUCAUCCCCCAUAACGCCCUCGCUUUUCCUCCUCUCAAGCCCCAUCCAAAACCUUCCCUCUCUAUACCGGCUUCCCAACAACAAUCCCCCUCAAUUUCCCAAAUUCCUCACCGCCCAGAUGCUAAAACCAUCUCCUCUUCCUCAAAAAGCUAUAUCUGGGUCAACCCCAACAGCUCCAGGGCAUCAAAGCUCAGGCGCAAUUCCUACGAUUUCAGGUAUGCUUCUUUAGUCCAAGCUUCCCAACAAUUGGACUCGUGUGACCCUGUAGAAGCUGACGUUAUUAGUAUUUUGGCUAAUUUGGGUGGCAAAGUUGUAGAGCAAGAUGCUGCCGUUGUGCUCAAUAACAUGUCCAACUCUGAAACUGCGCCUUUGGUGCUGAGUUACUUUCUGGAAAGGCUUAAGUUGAAGAAAGAAGUGAUUUUGUAUAAUGUUACCUUCAAGGUGUUUAGAAAAUGUAGAGACUUGGACAGAGCCGAGAAAUUGUUUACGGAUAUGAUUGAGAGAGGAGUUAAGCCCGAUAAUGUCACCUUUUCCACCAUAAUUAGCUGCGCCAGGCUGUCUUCUUUACCUGAGAAAGCCGUCCAGUGGUUCGAAAAAAUGCCGUCUUUUGGGUGUGAACCGGAUGAGGUUACCUAUUCUGUGAUGAUUGAUGCGUACGGGAAGGCUGGGAAUGUAAAUAUGGUAUAG